AUGGAUUCUGGCUACUACGGCUCCUACUAUCCUGGUAACAGGACGCAUAUUGAUUGGAACCAUGUACAGUUUUCCAAUUUCUCAAAUAUUCAGUACUCAAGACCGGAUUUCUCAGACACGGAGGACCAAGAGAGGGACGAGUACCAAGGCGACAAUGGAUAUCCAUCAUACAUGAGGGUGCCAAUGGAGGCACCCUCACCUCCACCACAAGCAGCUCUCACCAAGAAGGAGAGGAAGAAGCUGAAGAAGCAACAAGAGAGGGCGGCAGCGGCAGCGGCAGCCGAAGCAGAAGCAGCAGCUUUCGUGCCACCCCCAGCACCAGAUCCGCCAGCGGAGGAAACAUGGCCUGCACCUGUAUCAUCAUCCAGCAAGAAGAAGAACAAGAAGAGUAAGAAGAAGGACCAAAAGACUCUGUUGCCACCUCCACCAGUUCCCCUGCCUCCACCUGUCGAGAAGGACAAGGAGGAGGAGAAGGUUGAGGAGGCGGAGACGAAGUCAGAGGACCCAGAACCUACAGAGCCAGAAGAGAAGGCCGAGGAGACACCAGCCGCCGAAGAGGAAACACCAGCGGCAGAAGAAGCUCCCAAGGAGGAGGACAAGGACACCGCGAAGGAAGAAGACGCACCAGCCGAAGAAACACCCACCACAGAAGAAACACCAGCUGCCGAACCUGAAGAGACGCCCGACAAAGAGGAGACAUCAACAGACGAGGCGUCCAAAGAGGAGACCGCCUCAAAAGAGGUACCCACAGAAGAGACUCCCGCAGAAGACACGUCUAAGGAGGAGGCAUCUACAGAAGCCGCGCCCACGGAAGAGGCUCCAAAGGAAGAGGAGUCCAAGGAGGGGGAAGCGUCAACAGAAGAGACAGCGGCCAAAGACGAAGUACCUGCUCCUGAAGAAGCGGCCGCCGAGGACGACAGCACCGCCAAGGCCGAGACUCCUGCAAACGAGGAAAAGGCCCCAGCUGCAGAAGAGACGCCUGCCGAACCCGAGGGGUCAGAAACUCCCAAAGAAGAAGCAGCCGAGAAUGACGACGGUGGUGGUGAGGACGAGACUGCAGCUCCUGUGGAGAAGAAGGCCUUGACGAAAAAGGAAAAGAAGAAGAAGAAGGAGAAAGAGAAGAAAGAGAAGGAAAAGAAGGAGAAGGAGGAGAGAGAGAGGAAAGAGAAGGAAAAGAAAGAGAAGGAAAAGAAGGAAAAAGAGAAGAAGGAGAAGGAGAAGAAAGAGAAGGAAAAGAAGGAAAAGGAGAAGAAGGCUGCCGCAAAAGCUGAAAAGUCUCACCACCACAAGUCGAAACACGCACACUCGUCCAAGGACGCAAAAUCUUCCGAAGACAAGGCAUCUGUCGCCGACGGCAGCGAGACGGCGGAGAGGAGCGCCCCGGCUGCUGAUGCAAAGGAGGAGGACAAGGCGGCCGAAUCUGAUGCGGAGGCCAAACCUGCGGGCGAGGAGUCAUCACCAGCGGACGAAGCAGCUCCGGGUAGUGAUGCAACGCCAGAUGAGGCCAAGGCGUCAGAAGAGGAGAAGCCGGCUGAAGAGCCUGCACCCCCUUCAGAGGAAGCUGCUCCUGACGCAGAGAAGCCUGCUGAUGAAGCUAAGCCUGAAGAGUCCGCUGAGGAGUCUCAACCAGCGGGCGACGCCAAGUCCGAGGAAGAGAAGCCCGCGGAGGAGGAAAAGGCUGCUGCAUCGGAAGAGAAGUCUCCCGAGUCAGAGGAGUCCCCUGCGGAGGCGGAUAAGGGCCCCCAAGAGGAGACCGCCGCUGAAGAAGCGAAGCCUACCGAAGAAGCACCCCCGACUGAAGAGAAGCCUGCUGAAGCAGAUGACAAGCCAGCCGAAGCAGACGACAAGCCAGCCGAAGAAGCCCCUACUGUCGAGGCCGCCGCUGAGGAAAAACCAGCUGAAGAAGCUCCCGCCGCGGCUGCCGACAAAGAGCCUGAACCGGCAGAGAAGCCACCUGAAGAACCUGCUGCUGCUGAGGCUACUGAUGCUGAAGAGAAGCCUGAACCCGCUGCUGCGGCUGCUGCUACCGAUAAGGAGCCUGAACCAGCAGAGGAGAAGCCAGCUGAAGAGCCUGCUGUCGAGGCCGCCGCCGAAGAGAAGCCCGCGGAAGAGGUGCCCGCAGCUGAGGAGAAACCUGCUGAAGCAGAGAAGGCACCUGCUGCUGAGGAAAAGCCUACCGAAGCAGACGACAAGCCUGCUGAGGAGAAGUCGGCCGAAGCAGACGAUAAGCCCGGAGCUGAAGAAGCCCCCCCUGCUGUCGAGGCAGCCGCCGAAGAGAAGCCCGCGGAAGAGGCCUCGACUGAGGAGAAACCUGCUGAGCCAGACGAUAAGUCAGUCGCAGAGGCACCUGCAGUCGAGGAGAAACCCGCUGAGGAAACACCUGCGGGCGAGGAGAAGUCUGCCGAAGCAGAGGACAAGGCCGUUGAAGAGGCGCCUGCGGGCGAGGAGAAGCCGGCCAACGAAGCUAAACCUGCAGAAGCAGAAAAGCCGGCCGACUUAGACGACAAGCCAGCUGGAGAGGUGCCCUCGGCUGAGGAGAAGCCCACCGAAGCAGAGGCGAAGCCUGCCGAGGAAAGCAAGCCUGUCGAAGCAGAGGAGACACCAGCUGCUGAGGAAAAGCCCGCCGAAGCAGGUGACAAGCCAGCCGAAGAGGUGCCCUCGGCUGAGAAGCCCACCGAAGCAGAGGCGAAGCCUGCCGAGGAAAGCAAGCCUGUCGAAGCUGAAGAGACCCCUGCUGCUGAGGAAAAGCCUGCCGAAGCAGAAAAGCCAUCCGAAUCAGAUGAUAAGCCUUCUGAAGAAGCCAGCCCGGUCGAAGCAGAGAAGCCCGUCGAGGAAUCUACCCCUGCUGCAUUGGAGGAGAAACCUGUCGAAGAACUCAAGGCGACUGAAGCAGAUGACGAGACCUCUGAAUCAGAUGGCAAGCCGGCCGAGGAAGUCAAGCCAGCCGUAGCGGAGGAUAAGCCGGCUGAAGAAGCCGCCCCCGCUGAAGCUGAUGACAAGUCCACCGAAGAAGCCAAGCCAGCUGAAUCAGAGAAACCCGUCGAGGAAUCUACCCCUGCCGAAGCAAACGACAAAUCCCCUGAGGAAGCUAAGUCUGCUGAAUUAGAGGAGAAACCUGCCGAAGAUGCUAAGGCAACUGAAGCAGAUACCUCUGAAUCAGAUGACAAGCCUGCCGAGGAAGUUAAACCAGCUGAACCAGAGGAGACGCCUUCUGCGGAAGUCGAACCAGCUGAAGAGAACAAAACCGCCAACGGCACUCCUGAGACCGAGGCCAAGUCUAUUGAAGAGAUGAAACCCGAAAAGGAGACAGAACAACAACCUGAGGCAACCGAACAGCCUGCCGCAGCCGAGACCAAGAAUGCCGAGGAGGAGUCUGCCGAGACUGAGGAGCCUGUCGAACCAGAGCAAACAGAAUCCGGUGACAAGGCCGAGAGCGAAGAAUCCAAGGCUGGGGACAACGCUACCACAGAUGGCAAGACUGCUGGCGAUGAUUCGGAAGAACAGGCCAAAGAAACCGCGUCUCCCGAAGCAAAAGACGAGGCCGCCUCGACUACUGACGGGAAAGUUACCGAAGAAGAAGCACACGCUACAUCGGAUGAUGACCCCGCUGACAAAAAACCACCUGCUACGGAAGACCAACCUCCUGAAGCAGCUGAAGCGGAUGAUGGCAAGGCAGCUCAGGAAGCGAAGGCUGCUGAUGACGAGAAGGUUGAAUCAGAGGUGAAACCCUCAGAGGACGACAAAUCCACUGAUGGUGAAGAUGCUGGUGAGACCGAGAAAGCUGGAACCGCUGAAGCAGAGGAGCCAAAGGCCACCGAAAAGCCUGACGAGACAUCAGAUUCUGAGUCUGAAGCUGAGUCUGAGGGAAAGGCGGCAACAGCAGAGGCCAAGGAGCCCGAAGCUGAGGUCUCCGCACCCGACGAUGAUGAGACGAAGGAUGCGGACGCAGCCGCUUCUACAGAGGCCGAGACCAACGCCGCCGCCGAAACACCUGCUCAGCCGGAGGAUAAGGACAAAGAGGCCCCGGAGACUCCUGCCGAAUCAGCGCCGGAGCCGAAGCCAGCAGCUGACGAUGCGAAGCCUAAAGAAGAGCUCGACGCCAAUGCUGCCUCUGCCUCUGCCGAGAAAAGCGGUGAUUCCGAUUCUGACAGCGACAACGAAGAUGAUCAGCCAGUUGCUGAGGCGACACCAGAGUCCAAGCCUGAAGCGCCAAAGGAGGCCCCCUCAGAGGUCCCCGAUAGUUCCAAAGCCACAGAAGACUCGGACUCCGCGGAUGACGACGCUGAGAAGAAUCAGCCCCCAGAAGUAUCAUCGAAGGCUGAGCCUGAAGAGGCUACUCCUGAAACCCCAACAGAGACGACUGCACCUGCACCGUCCCCCGACUCGGAGAGUGACUCAGAGAGUGACGCUUCAGAGGACAGCCCUGAUGCCGACAAGGAGCCAGCCGCUGCAGCCGCAAAGGAGGAAUCCGCAGCCCCAACUGAGGAAGCCAAGCCAGAGCCCACAGCAGAAGAGACUCCCAAGCCUUCCGAGACCAAGCCAAAGGAGGAAGCAGAGGGAGAACCGGCUGCUACUGAAACCUCAUCUAAAGAGCCUGACGCCGAGAAGGCUCAUGAUUCCGAUAGCGAGGAUGACUCCGAUGACGAGGAAGCCCCCAAAGCUGUGGAGGAGAAAGCGACGCCCGCUGCCGAGGUCGAGAAAGAGACACCCGCCGAGGCCGAAAAGCCUGGUGCCGACCAAGCCAAGGACUCCGAUAGCGAUGAUGAAUCCGAUGACGAGGAACCUCCUCAGGCUGGAGACGAGAAAGCGACGCCUGCCCCCGAGGCUGAGAAAGAGGCACCUGCUGAGGUUGAAACGCCGGAUGCCAAGAAGGACCAAGAUUCUGAUAGUGAUGACGAAUCUGAUGGUGAGGAUCCUGCUAAGGCGGGAGACGACAAAGCGACUCCUGAGGCUGAGAAAGAGGCACCCGCUCCCGAGGCUGCGAAGCCAGAUGCCCAGAACGACGACGACUCUGAUAGUGACGACGAUUCUGACGACGGGAACGCUUCUAAAGCCGGAAACGACAAGGCGGUUCCCGAGGCCGACAAAGCGACAUCUGCUUCUGAGGCUGAGAAAACGGCCCCUGCUCCUGACGUCGAGAAGCCAGAUACCGAUAAGGCGGAGGAUUCUGACAGUGACGACGAAUCAAACGACGAACCCCCCCCUGAGGUUGACAACAAGAAAACAACCCCUGAUGCUGAAAAGGAGACGCCGACUUCUGAGACCGUCAAGCCAGAUGCUGAGGCAGCCUCCAACUCCGACAGUGACGACGAAUCUGACGACGAGGCCCCCUCUAAAGCCGAAGAUGAGAAGGCAGCACCUGCUCCAGAGGCUACAGAAGCUCCAGAAGAAAAGUCCGAGCCUGCAGCCGAGAAGGAGGCAGAGAGUGUUGCAGACAAGUCCGACACAGACGAUGCCGGAUCGGAAGCCCCCGCAGAGAAGCCAGCCGAGGUGACUCUUGUUGAGGCCGAUGCUGGUGGCGAUGCUGGGAAAGCUGCUGAACCGGAGGCACCAAAGGAAAUCGCCAAGGACGAGGAUGAGGCAAAGGAGCCUGCCGACGAAGCCAAGGAAGAGGCCUCGGCCGCCGAACCUGAAUCCGCAAAGCAACCAGACAGUUCUCCAGAGGUUACACCUCAGGCCAGCGAUGAGAAGCCCGAGGACACUGCAACCAUAGUCGACGAAGAGCCGGCACCAGCUGCUAAGACUACUGCUGCUGACAAGGAGCCCGAGUCACCAGAGGAGAAGCCUGCAGAGGAGAAGCCAGCCGAGGACAAGCCAGUCGAAGAGCCUGCCGCCGAGGAGAAGCCAACCGAAGAAGCUCCCGCUGCUGCAGAGGAGAAGCCAUCAGAAGAGGCACCUACGGCUGAGGAGAAGUCGGCCGAGGAGGCACCUACUGCCGAAAAGGCCCCUGUCGUUGAAAAGGAGCCUGAACGGGCCGAGCAGCCUGCUGAAGAAGCUCCUGCUGCAGAGGCUCCGGUAGUGGAAGAGAAGCCAGCUGAAGAACCCACCGCUGACACUGCUGCUGCCGAGGAGAAGUCUGCAGAAGAGAAGCCGGCAGAAGAGGCCCCCUCCGUCGACGAGAAACCAGCCGAAGAACCUGCCACCGAGGCUGCUGCUACCGAUAAGGAGGAACCAGCAGAGAAGAAGCCUGCAGAGGAACCCGCUGUUGAGGCUGCUGCCGAGGAGAAGCCCGCGGAAGAGAAACCGUCUGAGGAGGCUGCUGCCGCGGAAACUCCCACCGCCGAGGAGAAACCGGCUGAGGAAUCCGAUGCUGCUGAGGAGAAGCCGGCUGAGGAGAAAGCAACUGAAGAACCCGCUGCUGAGGCUGCUGCCACCGAGAAAGAGCCUGAACCGGCAGAGAAGCCAGCUGAAGAACCCGCUGCUGCUGAGGCUACUGCUGCUGAAGAGAAGCCUGAACCUGCUACUGAGGCUGCUGUUGAAGAGAAACCAGCUGAGGAGAAGCCAGCCGAAGAAACUCCCGCUGCUGAACCGGCAGAGAAGCCCGCAGAAGAGUCUCCUGCUGAGACCGCCGCUGAGGAGAAGCCAGCAGAAGAGGCUCCUGCCGCUGAGGUAACCACUGAAGAGAAACCUGCUGAGGAGGCCCCCGCUACUGAGGAGAAGCCCGCGGAGGAGAAGCCAGCUGAAGAACCCGCUGCAGAGGCUUCUGCUACCGAGAAGGAGCCCGAACCAGCUGAGGAGAAGUCCAUCGAAGAGGCACCUGUUGUUGUUGCCGCCGCUGCUGAGGAAAAGGCUACUGAAGAUUCUCCGGCUGCCGAAGAGAAACCUGCCGAGGAGGCACCCGCUGCUGUCGCCGACAAGGAGCCUGAACCAGCAGAGAAGCCAGCUGAAGAGGCUCCCGUUACUGAGACUGCUACUGAGGAGAAGCCAGCUGAGGAGAAGCCAGUCGAAGAGCCUGCUGCUGAGGAGAAGUCAGCAGAGGAGCAGCCAGUCGAAGAAGCUCCCGCUGCUGAGGCUGCUACCGAGGCUGCUACCGAGGAGAAACCAGUAGAGGAGAAGCCAGCUGAGGAGGCCCCCGCUGCUGAGAAGGCGGAACCUGAAGAAGCGCCUUCAACUGACGACAAACCCGAGGAACAGGCCACGCCCACCGCCGUCGAGACAACUGAAGAAGCGCCCGCAGCUGAAUCUAAGGCAGAAGAAGAGGCCAAGGCAGUUGAAGAGGAACCCGCUGACGAAAAACCGGCUGCUGAAGCCAAGCCAGAGGAGGAUUCCAAACCUGCUGACGACAAACCAGAGGAAGAAACCGCAGCACCCGAGGAGAAGCCCGACGACAACGCUAAACCAGCCGAGGAAACAUCCGCAGCCGAAGAAAAGCCCAGCGAGGAAGCACCUGCGGCUCCAGCUGAUGAGGCCAAGGAAGAGGUUGCGACUGAACAGCCCGCCGAGGAGGCUCCCGCAACGGAGGAGGCAGCCAGAGCUGCCCCCGAAGAUCCACCAGCUGAAGAUGCGACAACUGCUCCAGCCGAAGACGCCAAACCGGCUGAAGAAGCACCUUCCACUGAUGAAAAACCAGCUGAUGACGUGAAGGCCCCUGAUGAAGAGGAGAAACCUGCCGAAGAGACUGUUGCACGCGCAGCAGAGACAGACGACAAGCCGGAAGAACAGGAACCUCCCGCACCAGAGGCAGAUGCCAAACCUGCCGAGGAAGCAUCUGCUGAAGAAGCACCUGCUCCAGAGCCUGAAGACGCCGCUACCAAGUCGCCUCCCGAGCCUGAAGCAGAAAAGGCCGCCGAAGCCGAGAAGAAAGAUGACGAAAAAGCUAGAGCAGAGGCAGAGGCAGAGGCCAAGGCCAAGGAAGAAGAAGAGAGCAAAGAUACUCUUGGUCCGAUUCCAGGCGAAAAGAAGCAGGCGAAAAAAGGUGAGGAACGACAUUCAUUAAACGAUACCCCUUUUGAUUUUCCGCAACGUUUGGGACUCCCCGCUACGGAGUUACAAGAAGAUAUGGAUCACGGAGUUUUGGAGUUACUUUCAGACGAUACCCAGGGACAGCGAGAAUUACCACCCAACGAGGAUGAUACAGAACUCACACCUAUCGCUCAUGAUUCGAGCCAGCCGCAGAUUGUUGAAGCGGCCGACGAGCGCGAUGGAGCCAGCGAGGCGAAAUCGCUUGCUCCGUCUUGCACAGAAGAUGAUCAAACUAUCACAGAAAUCACGAUGCCAGGGUUACACGAGCCGAGUUCGGGCCAGAAUACGAACAUUGGAGUAGCGGAGGAUCCCACGCGUCCAGAGCCAAAGGCCGAGGUUCUGGGCGACGUUGAGGAGCCGCUGGUGACGAGAGACACUCUGGGCCAAGAUGGUUCUCGUCAAGAUGGUGAGGAGACGAAUGGGCAGGCUGAGGAGCAAGUUGCCAUAGAAACUUGUCCGGCAGCGAAGCUUACCCCAGAAAGUGGCGAUGACGCCAAGCAGCAGUUGCCGAAUGAGCCCUCAGACCCAGCGCCAGAAAGCCAAGAAGCGGCUGUCAAGGCUCCCGAGCAUGUCGUUCCAGUUGUCGCCAAAGAGCCAGAUUCGGUCGCAGAAGCAGAUGGCGCCGAUCUGGCUGUCAGCCACGCCGUCUCAGAAGCCAAUGAUGGUGUCGAAGUCCCCGCACCUCAGAAUCAUGGUGCCACAGACCAAUCAACGGAAGCCGUGGAGAGAGAGGCCGCUGAGGCUGGGGCUGAGCCUGUAAACAUUUACAUGGAAUCACCAACCACACCUGAAGCACACGCCAAAGAGCCAGCUGAUGAUGCUCACGAUGGCAACGCGCAGACUGAUGGAAUGGACGCCAACUCACCAAUUCCCGUUGCCAAUAACUCGUCUGCAUCACAACUGGGCGACAGAGAGCUGCCACUUGAGCAGCCCGAAACCCCAGCUGUGCUGACCUCUGACACCGAUGCAGAGACUCAGAUGCCCAAGACUGGCGUCUCUGACCUCGAAGUAGAGGGAGACACGGCAAACCUCCCCAGCGUCUCCCGCCCAUCUGCAGCUGUUAGCAUGCAAACUGAAGAGGAUGAGAAAGCAGGCUCAGAGGCGGAGGGACCGGCAUCACUCUCUGAAACUGCCGGCCGACCUUCAAGCCCCAUUGAUGUGGUUGCUGCGAAAUCCGGGACAACCGACGCUUCCGAUCCCGAAACUAUCGACCAACAAGCGAUAUCACCGGAGGUUGCACAAGACUCGGACACUCCAGCUGCGGCCUCUGUAAGCACCAAUGUUCCCGACUCAGAUUCGGAAGAGGAACAGCAGAUGACUGGCAAGGAGGAGGCUCAGGAUCCUGUGUCUCUUGGAGUUCGACUUGAAGAGGAAACAAAACCUGCCGAAAUUGGACCUCAAGUUGAGAGAACACCAGCUUUAGAACCAACACAGGAAGUGUCCAUGUUGGGACUAUUGCAAGCUCUCCCUACCGCUGAUACCACACUGCACGAGCCCAAAAUCCUCGACACUGAUUUCGAGAGCGUACUGCAGACGCCGGGAGAGAUACCCCAAGACCGCGCAGUUUUGCAUCUGGAGCCUGAGCAGACCGAGGCCAUUGAUGACGACUUCAAGUCAGGUUCCACAGAGCCUGAGUUGUCGCCGCCAGCCGUAGGGUCUCAGUUCGAAGAGCCCGUUGCGUUCGAUGACAAGCUAGAGGAAGGACAGCAAACAACCGAGGAUCUAUCUCGCGAUACCAAGGGCACAGACCAGGAGGUCCAGGAACCGCUGACCUCUGUGUCGAAGCCCGAGGAGAAGGAUGAUGACGCACUGCCACCCGUUGAAGUUCUCUCGCGCUCUCAUUCUUCUCUUAGUGGCACCGACGCGGAGGAACCGAGACACCUUGGACCAACGGAAGAAGCUUCAGGCCAGCCACCAGAGCAACUGAAGUCCAUUUACCGGGCCAGUUCCCCAGAUAUGACAAUUGACGACACUGAGGGAGUGUCCCACCCCAAGAACCUACCGCACUCCCCGACAGCCUCGACAGUCUCUGAAGCCGACGAAGACAUCCUUGGCACUAAAGAAGCCGAAACUUUCGACCUCGAGCAGCAGACCGUUGCCUCCAGGCCUGCAUCACCUGAAAGCACCCCUGGAGACCGUGGGAUCUUCGAUCUUGGCGCACAUAGCGAUGACAAAUCCUCUCAUGAAGAUAAGUCCGCUCCAGCAGCCCAUACCGAGCUCGUGUCAGAAGAACUUGAGGGUGGAGAGAAGGCUAGCCAACAAAACGAUGCCAUGCCUGAGCUCGAGAAAGCUACAGCUUCUUUCGAAUCUGGGGAAUCGGAUUCUGAGUCGGAGAAUGACGAGCCACACGAAACCGAGACCCGUGAUGCGGGAGUGCUGAGCCCUUCAAGCCCCGCGGAGCCGGCGACUAAGCCCGGUACCGCUUCACCCUACUCGUCAGGACCUGAAUCCGCCCUGGACAAGGCUCUCGCUCAAGAUAGCCUUGGCACUGACGAGCUCACUGUUGGCGUGUAUUCUGAGUCAGCCCACCCCUCUAGAGCUUCUACUCCAGAUGCUGGCAUCGAACGUGGUGUCGCUGGUGACGGACAGGCCCCCGGUUCCGAGCCGCGCCAAACUUCCGUUCACCUACCAGACUCUUCUCCAGGUGAGGUCGAAGCAGCAGAGAUCGCCUCUCGAGCUGUUGAUGCACCUGCUGUUGAACCCGAGCACUUGAGCCGUUCUGUCUCCCCUGCGAGCCAUCAAGAACCUACUGCCCUGCCGAUUUCUGAAAGUGAAUAUCUGGGAGAUACUCAGACAACCGGGGAUCUUGACGUGUCGGAGCUGAAAGAUCACGAAACGUCCAGAUCUCCAACUCCCAAUAUCGUCGCUCGGACUGUAGAGCCCCAGGAACCGCUCCCAGCAACUGAUGAGCUUCAUGACACUGAAUCGAGCCCGGCACUGAAGACUUCCGCUGCCCCUGGCAUUCCAGAGCUACCUUCCCAUGAGGACUCUGAAGAGGACGAAACUGAAGCUCCUGUGCCACCUGUUGCAUCCACACAGGGUGACAUGAGUCGGGAGAAGGAUGAGCUUGACACUGUUGGAGAAGAGGCCCCGGCCCAGAAAGCCAUCGAUGUAACAGCGGCAGUUGCCUCAGAAGAGGGAUCUGAUGUUGAAUCGCACGCAUCCAGCUCGGAGCCUCCGUCACCAACCUCCAGGACUCUCCACGUCAUCAUUCCACAAGAUGCACGAGAGACCCCCCGACCUCGCCAGGUGAGUUCUCCGGAGCUCGAGCCCUCUUCUCGUACUCUUGAGGAUGAGGAGGUCGACGGUGGUUCCGACUCGAGCGACGAGAUCCAAUCCCUUCUGCUCGAACUCUUGGAGUCGGUUGCGGAUGGACCUAUUGACGAGGACGAUUCCGACCACGAUGAGCAUGUGUCUGGGCCAGUUUCGCCAAAAACACCAGCUCGUGAUCUCCGAGAGAGGGCACUAGCUGGCGACGAGUCACCUUCACCUCUGUUCUAUCGCGAUUCGCCAGUCGCGAUGCUCAGCCCAGCCCAUUUUGAGCCCACAGGCGGCGUCGAGAGAAGAUCUCUGCUGGGCCUUGACGAGGCAGGAAGCCCGUCGAGGUCUUCAUCGCCUGACACCAUCAUUGAGGUGGCGCAUGAUCAGCCGGAUCUCUCAGAGGAGCCACCAACCGUCGAACCGUUAAGCCCUACAAAAACCAAAGGCGCCAUCGGCCCAGAUGUUGCUGGUCUUGACACGGCUGAUGGUGUUGCUCCAAGAGGCGCCCUCAGCGAGUCUGAAGACUCAGAUGAUGAAUCAGAUUUCGUUGUCCUUGGCCCAUCUGAUGCCCCGGCACCUGGGCUUCAGGGCCGCCAGGACUCCACAGAGAUGAGAGACACGUCUCUACCUGCUCAUGCAGGAGCUGAGGCUGAUACCAAACCUGUGGAAGUGAUACCAUCUGAAGACGAAAGCGACUCUGAACACGAGCCUCAUACCGAAAGACCGCCUCAGACUCGAGAUCUCCCGUCAGCUGCUCCCUCGACCGGUGUAGCACCGGUACCAGCACCAGCUGCUUUAGCACCUGAAGCUGUGGCUCAGCCUUCUCAAGCCCAGGAACCUGAGUGGGACAGCAGCAGCUGCUCAGAGGACGAGGAAUACAACACUGCGGUUGAAGAUCCUUACCCAGAAAGCCGAUCUCUGCAUUCAAUGCAGCCUCAACAAGAUGUUGGUGAGCACAACACACUGCCCGGUGUCGGUACUCGUGAUAUGGAUGACGAUGAAGACUCGGAUCAGGAGCCAACCCCUGAGGCCAAGCCAAGAGAGGCGGCCGAGCUGCAGCCAAUAUCUCCAAGCUCCGAGGUUGCGACAGAACAUGAGGCAAAGCCAAUGGAGCUACUUCAAUCCGAAGCAUCCAAGCCGCCGAGGGUGGUGCAGAUCCCCCCGCGAGACAAGGGCAAAGCAGUCGAGAUUGCACGAGACAGCCCCAAGAGACCGAGCCCCGUCUUGCGAACAGGCCUCGGGGCUGCAGCCGUGGCUUCUGGGCUUGCUGCCGCCCGAGAGGCAAAGGGCGAACGGGCCGUUGCAAGGCCCUCUCGUGCCGAGCCUCCCCGAACGUUCUUGACGCAGCAGCAACGGCCUCGAAGGUCGCUGAGGAUACGCCCUGGCACCGAGAUCUACACAAAGGACCCUAUCUUCAUGCCCGUUACCAGCCGGGUAUCUGAAGCCAGACCUGUGCCGCGACCCUUCCCUCUACAGGUUGAAGGCGAACCGUCUAGAACACCGGUGCGUCCUAUGCUCAGACACCGUACUUUCGAGACCCAGGGCGAGUCAUCAAAAGCAGCAGCACACAGAGCCCAGAGGCCUCGCUCUCUCGACGCCAAGGGCGAAUCGCCCAGAGCUGCUGUGCAGGUGUCCCCUAGGCCUCGCUCCCUCGAGAUCCAAGGCGCAUCCUCAAGAGCGGCCGCACCAGUAGCAACCAGACCUCGUUCUUUCCAGGCCGAAGGCGAGUCGACAAUGGCCCCUGUUCCUGUGCGGCCAGAGCUCAGGCAUCCUGCCACUACCAUCGAGGAGGGACUGAGGAGGAGAGAUGUUGCUCACUCAGGUCCCUCCUCACCCACCGAGCAUGAAGGCAUAAGGCCUCCAACCCCUGGCAUCGUGAUACCUGACACAGAUAUGAUCGACUUACAGCGAGCCCAUACCCUCCGGCGGAAGCGCAAGAUGUCGAUCCAGCGUGCAGAGGACACUGUAGCUGCCGCGGUAGUCAUCUAUGCGGCCGCCGAGGCGCUGAGCCCUCCCAGCAGCCCCCCACCGCUGCUCAGGCAGCAUCAAGAAGAAGAAGAAUAUGAUGAUGAUGAUGAUGCAUACCUACCUAAUCUGGAACAUCAGAUGACAGCGGAUCCCGAGAACUCCUACUUCCCAGUUUCUUCAUCACCACGGAGGAGCUUCGAGGAUGCGCUCGAGGAACUCUACACGUCCGAUGCUGACUGGUUUGCAGACGACAGGAGCAGAGAAUCUGACUCGUCGCGCAGCGAUAGAGACAGAGACAGACAUCACAGGCGCCGACGCUCGCACCGCUCGCACCACUCUAGCAGGAGCCGUGACGAGGAGGGCAAAGAACACAGAUCGAGCCGUGGUGAGGACGACAAGAGAGCCCACCGGUCUCGGGAUGAAGAUGAGGGUCGGCGCCGUCGCAGGUCUCAUCGGGAUCGGGAUGAAGAGGGUCGAUCUUCUCGCAGACACCGUGAUGACGAAGAACCACGAUCUCGUGGAUCACGUGGUGAAGGCGAGGCCAGGGUACGGAGCUCACGAGGUGCUGAAGAGCCCAAGCCCCGUAGCUAUCGCCGGGAGGAGGAGCCACGAUCGCGUGGUUCCCGUGCUCCCGUCGAGGAGUCUUCCUCGCGUGCUCUGCCCCGUGAAGAGGAGCCGCGAGAGCGUACGAGGCGAUCAUCGCACGGUUCCCACUCUCACCGCCGUUACAGACCCGAUAGCGCCGGGUCAGGCACCCCGGGCACGCCUCCCAGAACUCCCAGGAGAGACAGUGGAUUCUCUGCCGAAGGCAGUUCUGGUAGCUCUGGCCGCAGACGCCGCACGCCUGAUGAACAGGCGGCCCACGACAAGCGAAAGGCGGAGCGGGCAGAGCGGCGCGCAAAGGAGAAGGAACCUGAGCGGAAGCGUGAGCCUUCACGCCUCCGAGAAGCCCCCAGGGAGGCCCAGGAGGCCCAGGAGGUCAAGGGCAAGGAACCAGAGGCCGAGCCGGAGCGGAGACAUCGUCGCUCGCGGAGACACAGCCACUCUGGGCGACCUCGGCCUGAUGACAUUAGGGACCGCCCCUCAACAGCAGAGCGAGAGGAGUCGGUUGCGCCUGCACCUGCGCCUAGGAGGAGGUUCUUCGGCAUCAAGACUUCAGAUAACCCGCCGCCUGCACGCGAGGAGCCUGCUGUGGCGGAACCAAUUAGAGAACGAGCGAAGGAGUCUCCUCCCGUUGAAGAAGCGCCCAAGCGGACAAGGUCCAAGUACAGACGUCCUCGGGAGUCGAUGGAUGAAGCACGCCCUCGGUCGCGUCGUACACGCGAUGAGCCAGCACCUGAAUCUCCCCGAGACCGAGAUGCCCGUCCAUCCAGGCACGUCAGGAUGGACACGGAGGACUCGCGACGCAAAGCUCGACAUGAGGAGCGGCGCAAGGCGCAAGCCAAGGAGGAGGAGAAGAAGAAGCCAGGAGGCAUCAAGGGUGCAUUCAAGAAGCUGUUUGGCAGCUAA
This is a messenger RNA of Fusarium keratoplasticum, 14700 nucleotides long. RefSeq lists its product as uncharacterized. Bases 1 to 14700 code for a protein of 4899 amino acids. The record is from RefSeq and is a predicted model, not a curated record. The transcript has 2 exons. NCBI's taxonomy places the organism in Eukaryota, Fungi, Ascomycota, Sordariomycetes, Hypocreales, Nectriaceae.